Drosophila elegans is the source of this 1548-nucleotide messenger RNA. RefSeq names its product glutamate transporter polyphemus. The record is from RefSeq and is a predicted model, not a curated record. Gene Ontology annotation, cellular component: vacuolar membrane. The coding region runs from base 113 to 1495 and encodes 460 amino acids. The transcript is spliced from 7 exons. Gene Ontology annotation, biological process: amino acid transmembrane transport. NCBI's taxonomy places the organism in Eukaryota, Metazoa, Arthropoda, Insecta, Diptera, Drosophilidae. Gene Ontology annotation, molecular function: amino acid transmembrane transporter activity.
GUCAAAAGUGCGAGACAAUUUUCGUUGCCUUUGUUUUUCUUGUAGCCCUUUGUUUGUGGACGCCAUUGUCGCUGAUGAGGCCGCUCCUGCUGGACGCCGCUAAAAUCUGGCAAUGGAGCCAAAGCAGCAGGAUCAGGCCCGAAAACGGGACGACCCUGGCAAUCACAAUGAGCCGCUGACCAUAGUCCAGUCCAUGACCUCAUUCUACAUCUACAAUCCCUACGAGAAGCGAAGCGUGGAGGUGCCAUUGACCAACUGCGAUGCGUUUAUUUCCCUGCUAAAAUGUGUGAUUGGAACGGGAAUCCUGGCCAUGCCGCUGGCAUUCCGCUGCUCGGGAUUCGUGGUGGGUGCUGUGAUGUCCGUCCUGCUGAUGAUCCUGCUGACGUACUCCAUCCACUUGCUGAUAUCUGGAAUGACGGAGUGCUGCCGUAGGCGACAGGUUCCGCAGGUUUCCAUGCCGGAGGCGGUUAGAAUUGCCUACGAGGAGGGUCCAAAGUGGGUGCAGGGCUUCGGUCGAGCAGCCGGAUUCCUGACCUCAUGCGUUCUGGUCUUCGGACAGUUUCUCUUGUGCACCGUUUACCUGGUUUUCGUGGCCAAGAACUUCAAGGAGAUCGGCGACUAUUAUGGUGAUAAGUACAAUGAGCGGUAUUAUGUUCUUGGCGCCAGUUUGCUACUUCUGCCGCUUUUCAUGAUCCGCAGGCUAAAGUACCUUGUGCCCUUGAAUUUGGUUUCCAAUUUCCUGCUUUAUGCAGGUUUUUCCCUGAUCAUGUACUAUUUGUUUAGCGGUCUGCCCGUUAUAAAUGAUCGUGAAUUGGCCACGCCUCCUGCCCAAUGGAUUGAAUUCUUUGCCAUUGCCGCCUUUUCCCUGACAGCCGUGGGUUCUAUGCUGGUCGUUGAGGCCCAUAUGGCUCAUCCGCAGAGCUAUCUGGGAAUCUUUGGAGUCCUAAACCUGGCGGUCUUUUUCAUCCUGCUCUCUAACAUGUUCUUUGGUAUAAUGGGAUAUUGGCGGUUUGGCGAAAAUGUCCAGGCCAGUAUCACCCUCAAUAUUCCCAAGAACGAAGUCCUUUCACAGAUCAUAAAAGUUUUCAUAGCUCUGGGAAUUUUUCUCAGCUAUCCGCUUAAUGGUUUUGUGGUGAUCACUGUAGUAUUUAGCGACUAUGGCAAUUCCACUGAGAGAAGCAAGCAUCAAACCUUGUUUGAGUAUAUAGUGCGUUUAACCUUUUUGUUGCUGACAGGUGCAGUGGCUGUGGGGGUGCCCAACCUAGCGGCCCUCACGGAAUUGGAAGGAGCUUUUUCGCUGAGUAACUUGAACCUUCUUUGCCCGGCCUUGAUCGAUUUAUUUCUCAACUAUGGCGUAGGAUAUGGUCGACUGAUGUGGAAGCUGAUGCGCGAUAUACUGCUCAUACUGAUUGGUCUCAUCUUUGGCACAGUGGGCUGCACAGUGGCCAUGAUUCAGCUGAUCCGCGAUUUUCGCACAACGGUCAGCAAUAUGUAGGAUUUUUCCAAGCUUCCGCUGCACAUUACUGGCAAUAAAAUCGGAUUUUCCAA